This is a messenger RNA of [Torrubiella] hemipterigena, 1053 nucleotides long. The record is from the annotation of a GenBank genome assembly. Lineage: Eukaryota; Fungi; Ascomycota; Sordariomycetes; Hypocreales; Clavicipitaceae.
AUGUCGGCAGCUCCCAUCGUCCCGCCGACCAGGGUGCUGGCUGUGGCAAGCCAUGUUGUCUCCGGAAACGUUGGAAACAAGGUGGCCGUCUUCGCGCUUCAGUCCCUAGGCUGCGACGUUGCAGCGCUUAACACGGUGCAAUUCAGUAACCACACAGCUUACAGACAAUGGCGAGGAACCAAAGUCUCUGCGGCCGAGAUUAAAGACUUGUACGAGGGCCUCAAAGAAAACUACCUGGACGACUUUGACAUGAUGCUCUCCGGAUAUGUCCCUGGUGCAGAGGCAGUUGCUGCUGUGGGAAAUAUCGCUCACGAGCUCAAGGAAAACCAUAAAGACCAGCCCGGAAAGUUCUUCUGGGUGCUUGACCCCGUCAUGGGCGACAAUGGCCGACUAUACGUUGCGCCGGAAGUGGUUCCUGAAUACAAGAAAUUGCUGCAGUAUGCUGAUUUGAUACUGCCAAACCAAUUCGAAGCCGAGCUGCUAUCUGACGUCAAGAUUACUGACAUGGCGUCUCUUACGACCGCCAUUCGCACCCUUCACGAAACUUACAAAAUUCCUCACGUCGUCAUUACCUCUAUUUCCAUCCCAGGCGUCACCGAGGCCAACCACCUCUGCGUCGUUGGCUCCUCCAUGACCUCGACCGGCGAGCCGCGACUCUUCCAAAUCACAUUCCCUGCCAUCGAUUGCUACUUUUGCGGCACAGGCGACAUGUUUGGCGCCCUUAUUACCUGCAGAAUCCGAGAAGCUGCUUUAGCAGUGCCCAACUUGGACGCCCGCCAGAGCUGGCUCAGCGACGACAACGUAUCAGGAGAGGAGCUACCGCUGGCGAAAGCAGCAGAGAAAGUUUUGGCUAGCAUGCACGAGGUUCUAACAAGGACCAAGAACGAUAUGCCUGCAAGUAUUGAAAAGACCCGAGCGGGCAUGAGCGAGGAGGACAAGAAUGACGAGAAGAAGGCUCACUUUGUCAAGACCAAGGCCGCCGAGUUGCAGCUGGUGCGAAACCUAGAGUGCCUGCGCAGCCCUGGGGUGCAAUUCACGGCCAAAAAACUAUAA